AAAAUCCAAGCUUGGUUUGUUUUUUAUCAUGUCAUAAUUAGACCGGCUAGGUCUUUAUUGUUCAUAAUCGUGAGUCAGAGUCAAAAAAUCCCUAACACAGUAAGCUUAGGACUUUUCCUUCAUAAUUUACAACAUAACACACAGUCAGUGAAGUAUUCAGAGCUACCGGAUAUAGACGAGAAAAUGAUAUCUUUUCCAUUGCAUCGCCGAGUUUUCUAUUCUUACAAGAUUUCUUCGGGAAUAAUUGGAUCCCAAAGGGGGUUAUCGGAAUCUAAGAAGUUUCAACAUGCUGUACAUUCGUCUGAUAAAAUUGAAAAUAGAAACUUGUCAAGCAUUUCCGGGACCUCUAUCGUAAUAGAUGGAAAGAUCCAAAUACCUUAUUAUACUAAGAGCGCAAUCCCGCUCAAAAAGUGGCCAAAUAAAAUCUUCCAUGUUAUGGACCAAGAAUCCAAUUUAAUUGAUGAUGAUUUACUGUCUAGCGAACAGCGAAGCAUUAACAGGGAUCUUAACAAAUCUAUUAAGGGAGAGGGCUCAAAGUUUCCCAGCAAGAAACCUAAGCCAACAACGAAGUUUCCCAUCAAUGAAAAUGCCGAAAAAGAACUAGAACCAGCUGAAAGAGAAAAACUAGAAGCCAAGUUAUUAAAAAGGCUAAGAGAUAUUGCAUCAGGAAAGAAAUCAAAGCUCGAGGAAAAAGUUGAGGCGUUAAGGGGUGAAGCGGUCGAAGAGGAAUCCGAAAAAUGUGUGGAAAACACACCUGAGGAAGAAGCAGACGCUCCAAAAGACGACAAACCACCAAUGAGUCUGCAGGCCAAGGAGCCACCUUCUACUCCACCACCCAAAAGUGAUUCAGCUCCGCCGAAAGGAGGUGCUCCACCACCGAAAGGAGGGGCUCCACCACCGAAAGGAGGCUCUCCACCCACGGCUCCUCCAAAAGGUCCACCGCCUGGAACUCCACCUCCGCAAACAAAAACCACUUUUGGACCUCUAGCCGAUGCAGAUCGUAUCUUCACCAACUUGUACGGCCGCCACGACUGGCGUUUAAAGGCAGCCAUGAAGCGAGGGGAUUGGUACAAGACCAAGGAGAUUUUGGACAAGGGUGACAAGUGGAUAGUGAACGAGAUUAAGACGUCCGGAUUGCGGGGACGCGGUGGCGCCGGUUUCCCCAGUGGACUCAAGUGGUCGUUCAUGCACAAGCCGCCCGAUGGAAGGCCCAAGUUUCUGCUGGUCAACGCGGAUGAGGGCGAACCGGGCACGUGCAAGGAUCGUGAGAUAAUGCGCCACGAUCCGCACAAGCUGGUCGAGGGGUGUCUCAUUGCUGGACGGGCAAUGGGUGCCAACACCGGGUUCAUUUACAUUCGCGGAGAGUUCUACAACGAGGCGUGCAACCUUCAGUACGCCAUAUUAGAAGCCUACAAAGCUGGUUACCUGGGAAAGAAUGCCUGUGGCUCGGGCUUCGACUUCGAUCUCUAUGUGCAGCGCGGAGCAGGAGCCUAUGUUUGUGGCGAGGAGACCUCCCUGAUUGAGUCCCUGGAGGGCAAGGCGGGCAAGCCGAGGAACAAGCCUCCUUUCCCGGCGGACAUCGGAGUCUUUGGCUGCCCCUCGACGGUGACCAAUGUGGAGACGGUGGCCGUUUCUCCAACGAUCUGCCGGAGGGGCGGCAAUUGGUUUGCCAGCUUCGGACGCACUCGCAACUCGGGCACCAAGCUGUUCAACAUCUCGGGACACGUUUGCAAUCCCUGCACCGUCGAGGAGGAGAUGUCCAUUCCCACCAGGGAGCUCAUAGAACGCCAUGCCGGCGGAGUGAUCGGCGGGUGGGACAAUCUGCUGGCCGUCAUUCCCGGUGGCUCCUCAACGCCGUGUAUUACAAAGAAGGAUGCCGAGUGCUCCAUCCACGACUUUGAUGGACUAAUGGAGGUGCGUUCGUCCCUGGGCACCGGCGCCCUGAUUGUGAUGAACAAGGACACGGAUAUCAUCAAGGCCAUUGCCCGUCUGUCGUCCUUCUACAAGCACGAGAGCUGCGGUCAGUGUACUCCGUGCCGUGAAGGACUGCACUGGGUGAACAUGAUCAUGCAGAGAUUCGUAAAGGGACAGGCGCAGAUCGGCGAGAUUGACAUGCUGUGGGAGCUCACCAAGCAGAUCGAGGGCCAUACCAUUUGCGCCCUGGGCGAUGGCGCCGCCUGGCCGCCCCAAGGACUCAUCCGGCACUUCCGGCCGCUGAUCGAGGAGCGGAUCAGGAAGCGGGAGGCCGACGAACAGGCCAUUGCCGAGGCCGCCGCCGCCGAGCGGUUCCCUUGCCAGACGGUGGCUCCUUGCCCAGAAUAAAGCGUGCCAAUUGCAGCGACUGCUCCACUA
Messenger RNA from Drosophila ficusphila, 2352 nucleotides. RefSeq names its product NADH dehydrogenase [ubiquinone] flavoprotein 1, mitochondrial (gene ND-51L1). Gene Ontology annotation, biological process: mitochondrial electron transport, NADH to ubiquinone. Bases 184 to 2322 code for a protein of 712 amino acids. The transcript has a single exon. Gene Ontology annotation, molecular function: 4 iron, 4 sulfur cluster binding; NAD binding; FMN binding. NCBI's taxonomy places the organism in Eukaryota, Metazoa, Arthropoda, Insecta, Diptera, Drosophilidae. The record is from RefSeq and is a predicted model, not a curated record.